AUGUCCCCACGGUGUCCCCGCGCCCGCAGCGUGGAGCCCACGGAGGCCGGCGACUACCGGCUCUGCUUCGACAACUCCUUCAGCGCCGUCUCCGAGAAACUCGUGUUCUUCGAGCUGCUCCUGGACGGAGCCCACGGGGACGAGGACGGGGACGGGGACGCCUGGCUGGACGUGGAGCCCACGGAGGCCGGCGACUACCGGCUCUGCUUCGACAACUCCUUCAGCGCCGUCUCCGAGAAACUCGUGUUCUUCGAGCUGCUCCUGGACGGAGCCCACGGGGACGAGGACGGGGACGGGGACGCCUGGCUGGAGGCGGCCGAGCCCGAGGACGCGCUGGACGUCAAGAUCCAGGACAUCAAGGAAUCCAUCGAGACCAUGCGGAGCCGGCUGGAGCGGAGCAUCCAGAUGCAGGCGCUGCUGCGGGCGUUCGAGGCGCGCGACCGCAAGCUCCAGGAGAGCAACCGGGGCCGCGUGGACUUCUGGUCGGCCGUGAACCUGGGAGCGCUGCUCCUCGUGGCGCUGCUCCAGGUCUACACCCUGCGGAGCCUCUUCCAGGAGCCGCGGCGCCUGCGGACGUGA
Tinamus guttatus (white-throated tinamou) is the source of this 579-nucleotide messenger RNA. The record is from RefSeq and is a predicted model, not a curated record. NCBI's taxonomy places the organism in Eukaryota, Metazoa, Chordata, Aves, Tinamiformes, Tinamidae.